GGGGGCAGGGCUGCAGGCAGUUUGAACGGGCGCGGCGACCAAUCCGCUACGGCGGGGGGCGGGCCCCCGGGCGCCGCGGGUCAAGUUGCUGUGGCGGGUAGGGCUGUGGAAAACAAGAGGCUGUAAGUGCGCCGCCGGGAAACCAUUUGGCAGCAGCCGCGGAGGGAGCAGAGCCCCGCGCCGCCGCCCGCUCCACUCAGCCAGGGACCCGCCGCCGACCUCACCAUGGGCAAAGGCGACCCCAACAAGCCGCGGGGCAAGAUGUCCUCGUACGCAUACUUCGUGCAGACCUGCCGCGAGGAGCACAAGAAGAAGCACCCGGACUCGUCCGUCAACUUCGCGGAGUUCUCGCGGAAGUGCUCGGAGCGGUGGAAGACAAUGUCUAGCAAGGAGAAAGGGAAGUUUGAAGAAAUGGCUAAAGGAGACAAAGCUCGUUAUGACAGGGAGAUGAAAAACUAUGUUCCUCCUAAAGGCGAGAAGAAGGGGAAGAAGAAGGACCCCAAUGCUCCUAAAAGACCACCAUCUGCAUUCUUCCUUUUCUGUUCUGAACACCGUCCAAAAAUAAAAAAUGAUCAUCCUGGCUUGUCUAUUGGAGAUACAGCAAAGAAAUUAGGAGAAAUGUGGUCUGAACAGUCGGCCAAAGAUAAACAGCCAUAUGAACAGAAGGCUGCAAAACUAAAGGAGAAAUACGAAAAGGAUAUUGCAGCAUAUCGUGCCAAGAGCAAGAGUGAUGCAGGAAAAAAGGGCCCAGGUAGGCCUGCAGGAUCUAAGAAGAAAGCAGAACCAGAAGAGGAAGAGGAGGAGGAAGAAGAUGAGGAAGAGGAGGAAGAAGAUGAGGAUGAGGAAUAAGUGAAUGUCCUACUGUAAAGAUUUACGCUCAAGACCCAAUGUUUUGCUAAGAAUGUGAACUCAAGUGCAGCUCAUUGUUAGCUUCAGUAUAAAAAUCUGUACAGAAUUGUGUAUAGGUAAUGUGGUUCUAUGUAGGGAGACCUCUAUUUUUAAUGUAAGUAGUAGCUGAUGGCUGCUACAGUUUGGUUUAAAAAGAAGAAAAAGUUGUGGAAUGUUUCUUCGUAUUUAAUGGUUUUGUUGAAAUUCAGUGACUGAUAGCCAGGUGUUUCUUUAUAGCUAAGUAAAACAAAGGAGGUAGCUUAAUAGCUGAUCUUAUAUUUUGUAGUAUAUUGCAUUGUAUUACUUUUUUAACAGUUUUGUAAUAAAAUGUUGUACAUGA
Messenger RNA from Columba livia (rock pigeon), 1228 nucleotides. RefSeq names its product high mobility group box 2 (gene HMGB2). NCBI's taxonomy places the organism in Eukaryota, Metazoa, Chordata, Aves, Columbiformes, Columbidae. The transcript has 5 exons. Gene Ontology annotation, cellular component: nucleus. The record is from RefSeq and is a predicted model, not a curated record. Gene Ontology annotation, biological process: regulation of transcription by RNA polymerase II. Gene Ontology annotation, molecular function: DNA binding, bending. The coding region runs from base 226 to 849 and encodes 207 amino acids.